CCAAGUUCUUGUUUUAUAAUAAUGUCUCUGUCCUAACAUCAUCAACCAUGGAUGUCGCCGCGAGUCUUAUCGCCUUUAUCACCAUCGGCAUCCAGUCGACCCAGAUUAUCUACGACACCCUUUCCGCGAUCAAAGACGGUCCCGAAGUCGUCGCACGAGCGGCCAAAGACAUCCAACGCCUCAGCACCAUCUUGAAAUCGUUGGAACCUACCUGCGCGGUCGAGCCGGCGUGGGGACAAGAGCUCCGCCAACACCUCCAAGAAUGCACGACCGAUCUAGGGACGUUUGAGAAGUGGCUGGGGAAGUUCAGGAUUGACAAUGCCGACAGUCGCUUGGAGAGACUUUGCAGCCAAGUCAAGACUGCGCUCGGGAGGAAAGACUUUUCUGCUUUGCAUACGUCGGUUGCAAGCCACAUUGCGCAUUUGAACCUCUAUUUACAAAUGAAACAAGGCGACACCACGUUUGAAAUCCGAAAAGAAGUCCGCGUUCUGACCCGAACCCUUCACACAAGCGAAUCCAACAACGAGAAGAGAGCUACUGUUACAGGGGACAAGUUGUCAAGAAUUGAGCAGCGCGUAUCCGGCGUCGACAGUAUCCUUAAUGGACUUCGAAUGAAUUGGGAACAAAGGACAAGCUCAUUGUCGGCCGAGAAUCAAGAGACCCAUCAACUAGUGAGGGUUCUCAUCGAGAACCUCAACAACUUAUCGACUCAGCUCGAAAACAAGACUCGGGUUGUUAACGUCACUGAAGAGGAAGAGGAUGUAGAAGAAGUGAUCCAAGAUCCCCCUGACGACCCAUCUGUCAACUUACAGAGAACGAUUUCCAGGCUGUAUGAAGUGGCCAACCGUGAGCUAGCGCAGAUGUAUGGGCGAGGCUCAUACGUGACGGGGAACAGAGACGUGCUGGAUGGCUUGCUGGAGGUUUUUGAGCUCAUCAGGUGCGAAGCCAGCCAGGCCGUUGCCGAUAGUCGACGUGAGGGCUGGCCCAUACAUCAAACCGAUCAACAGACCCGGCUCCAAUACCUAUGGUACCAGCUUGAGCCACUAUACCACGCACUUGUCCACUCGCGAGCGGUUUCCCUGAAUCCUCCAACGCCAAAUCACCAGGAAGGUAUGUGUGUCAAUUUUGAUGUGAUCCCACCGACAGGCUCAGCUACAGGGCACCUGGGUCUAACGAAGACUGCAACAUUUCGGACAUCGACAUUCACUAGUUACGACAGUCCACACGCGAGAAUGAGUGUUGCCACGUCGAAAAAGUACAAGACUCGCCCCGGCUGCGCCAACCCCGGGCCAAGAUCCCAAACGAGUCCUCCAGAUAUUGACGAAGAGGUUUCAUAUUCUGUGACCUGGGCUCCAAAAGGCUCUUGUUUCAUGUUAAGACUGAAACAGACGCAAUACUGGAAUCUGGGUGGCGGAAUCCCUUCGCUCGAUAUCAAUCGGGUGGUUCCCUUAAAAUCACCUGUAUUCCAAGUUGUGGAAGAAGGCGACGUGAAGGGUCUCCAGCAACUGCUCAUUCGUGGCCAAGCAUCGUUGCGAGACCACUGUGAAUACGGUUGGUCACUCCUAAUGGCCGCCCUUACAGAGCACGUAGACAUGAUUCAAUUCCUGCUAGAUAAUGGAGCGGAUGUUAACCAUGUCGACCACGGCGGAGACGGUAUCUUUCAAUAUCUUUUUUAUGAGGAUUCUCGAUGGGAAGGUCAAGCGUCAGUAGUGAAGCGUCUCCUCGACACAGGGGCUGACCCCUUCCUCUGCACGUCCGACGCACAUCCAAUUGAAGAUAUCUUUAUGCGUGGUGAUCUGGUACGACGACUCUUGAUUUUCCAUCCUGCUCUCGUGGGCAAAGCUAGACUAACGAUUAACGAAACCGCUCUGCAGCAAUCCAUCAAGCACUUUUGUGAACUCAGCGGACUACCCACCGACCUCAAUGACACUUCGACAUCCAGUAAGGUGUCGCUCUUUCAUUGGUACUGCUCCAAUAGGGAUAUAACCACAGAAGGCUUACAAUUUCUCAUCAACCGAGGGGCCGAUAUCUAUGCUCGAGAUGAAUUUGGCAGGACAUGUCUUCAUAUUUGGGCUAAAUCUAACAGCGGAAGAUAUUUACGGCCAGCUAAAGGCUGGGAGCCAAUGCGUGAUGCUAUCAUCUUUUUGAUACAGUGCAGUAAGGAUCUUCUUUGGACCGACAAUCGUGGCUCAACACUUUCCUACGCUGCAUAUGAAACGGACCUUGCCGACAUCGAAUUUGAAUCUGGCGCGGUGGGCGAUAUCUGGGAUAGAGUUCUUGCCGAAUUGGGCGAAGAUGUUUCAGAAUUUCGCCAAUCCUUCCCCAGGCAGGCCAGAUACACUGAUGAUUAUACGCCGAGAGAUUUUAUGCGGCUCUGGCAAGGCAAAGAGCAUCUUUGUCCAUACUACAACGACGAUGAUCUCCAGGAACUCUGCUGCCAACUGGACUCUGGUCGAUGGGAAGAUUUGAGGAACAACUUCGGACUAUGGAUUCCUCGGCGAAGUUGGGAGUUUGACUCGAGUUCAGAAGGGAGCCUCGACGACAUAGACUCGGACCAGGGUUCCGAAUCGGACUCUAACGAUGAUAACGACGGCGGUGCUCCGAUAGGCGCCGAGGAUGAGAGUGAUCUUGAAUGAGAGAGGAUAUUAUAUGGUAGUGAUAGUUGUUUUUUAGAUUUGAAUUUUAAAUUAUUCAGUUUUAUUUCAUUUGGAU
Molecule: messenger RNA, 2712 nt
Organism: Ilyonectria robusta
Lineage: Eukaryota; Fungi; Ascomycota; Sordariomycetes; Hypocreales; Nectriaceae
Product: ankyrin repeat-containing domain protein
Exons: 4
Coding region: 48-2636 (862 amino acids)
Molecular function (GO): protein binding
Source: RefSeq, a predicted model, not a curated record